Messenger RNA from Meloidogyne enterolobii, 1191 nucleotides. The record is from the annotation of a GenBank genome assembly. NCBI's taxonomy places the organism in Eukaryota, Metazoa, Nematoda, Chromadorea, Rhabditida, Meloidogynidae.
AUGGCAGCUCGUAAGCCUGGAACUAAUGAAAUACUUGGCUGGCUAGGCCUUUCAGGCCUUUCAACAAAUUUAGCUUUGAAUUGCUUCAAAAUUGCCUUGAAAUAUAAACCAACACAAUUAAUGAUAGGAAGGUUUGAUUGGGAAAAGAUGAAAGAGAAAUUUGAAGGUUUAUAUAAACGAUUUGAAGAGUUUGUGGAAGAGAAUGAGGAGGAGAAUGAAGAGGAAAGCAAAAUUCUUUUUAAGAAAAUUGAGGAAGACAGUAGAAACUUUCAAAAAUUUAGAAAUUUAAAGAGCCUCAGUAUUCCCAAUUUUGAAGAGAUAAUAACGUCAGCAAUUCGAGAACAACUCAAAAUUGUGAAUUAUGACAAUAAUGAAAACAAAAUCCUCGAAUUUGUUCAAAAUUCAAAUUUUAAUUCUUUGGGCUUUAUGGAAAUGGGAUUAGACUCUUUACGACUUUAUCAAUUAACAAGCGAGUUAAAUGAAAGAUUGGAGAGAUUUGGGCUAAAAAUAAAUAUUAUUGACCUCUUUGAGCGAGGAAAUGUUGAAAAAUUGGGGGAAUAUUUAAAUAAACGGAUGGAAGAAAAUGAGGGAAGAGGAGUCGAAGAGAAGUCUGUCAGGCCAAUUUCAACUAGAAAUGAGAGAAGAAAUAUAAAAUUGGAGUUAGAAGACGAUAAUAAAAUUUCGGAAGAAAUUUUAGAAUUAUCCAAAAAUCAUUUAAUGUUUGGAGAACCCUUAGUACCAGCAGCUCUGCAAAUACAACAAUUUAUCGAGCGUUUAAAAAGCUUAAAUUUAGAUAUUGAGAAAACAAGUUUAUUAGUUGAAGAAAUUAAAUUUAAUAGAAAAAUGUUUUUAAAUGAAUGGGAAAAUGUUAAAAUAAUUUGUAAAAAUAGCAAAAUAAAUGAAAAAGAAGAAAAUAAAUUUAAUAAAAUAUUUAUGGAAUUAAUAAGUAUUGCGGAGGAAGAAGGAUCACAAAGCUUUUCCUCUUGUCAAAUAAUGUUGGAAAAAUCUAAUGAAAGGCAAAUAAGGUGGAACGACACGAAUUUUAACUUUAAUUUUAAUGAGGAGCAAAAAACAACUGUUGAUGUCAAUGAAUUUUACAAUAGUUUAAAGAAAAUAGGAAUGGAGUAUGGUCCAAAAAUGGCAUUAAUAAAAGAAGCAAAAGUUUUUGAAGAAAAUGAACUCGAAAGUUAG